AUGGACGGCCCCGAUCAGAUUGGUCCGGACUACUCGCCCAAGCGUUCCUUCAGCGAUAAAUUCCGCAGCAUCGUGAGAACUUUCACCACACGUGAUGGUCUCAUCGGCGAUUACGACUAUGCCCACUUAUUCAUCCCAAAGUUACCGUUCACCAAACAAGAACGAAAAUCCGCUCCGUUUUUCGGCCUCGAAGAUCGCGUCCCUGUGGUUCUCGCCUUGAUCCUCGGAUUGCAACAUGCGCUUGCUAUGUUGGCUGGUGUCAUUUCACCACCAAUUAUGCUCAGUGGUACCUCAGGUGCCAACUUCGGAACUGAAGACUCCCAAUAUCUCGUUUCAGCAUCCUUAAUCGUCGCUGGGUUUCUCAGCGCCAUUCAAAUGUUCCGCUUCCACAUUUACGGCACAAAAUACUAUAUUGGAACUGGAUUGUUAUCUGUGGUCGGCACAUCCUUCGCCACAAUCACUGUCGCCGAAGGUGCUUUCACCCAGAUGUACAAAACAGGCUACUGUCCCACAGACGCGAGCGGAAACAAACUCGCUUGCCCAGAAGGCUACGGUGCCCUUCUCGGAACUUCCUGCCUCUGCGCUCUUCUUGAAAUUGGUCUCUCGUUCAUGAGCAGUCGCCUCCUCGCCAAAAUCUUCCCCCCACUCGUCACUGGCCCUACUGUCCUUCUCAUCGGUGCCUCCCUCAUCCAAUCCGCUAUGGAAGACUGGGGCGGUGGUUCCGGUUGUGGACCGUCUCCACGCGCUAUGUGUCCCGAUGCUGAUGCCCCACACGCUUUGCUAUGGGGUAGCCCGCAAUUCAUUGGAUUGGGAUUCCUCGCCUUCGUCACCAUCAUUCUCUGCGAACGAUUCGGUCCCCCAAUCCUGAAAUCCUGCGCCGUCAUCGUCGGUCUCUUGGUCGGUUCCAUCGUCGCCGCUGCUUGCAACUACUUUGAGUCUUCGGGUAUCACCGAGGCCCCCGUUAUCUCUUUCCCUUGGGUCCACACCUUCCCGCUCAAGGUAUACCCACCACUGAUCCUCCCACUGCUGGCCCUAUACGUUGUUAUCAUGAUGGAGUCCAUUGGCGAUAUCACGGCCACAUGCGAUGUCUCCAGAUUACAAGUCGAGGGUGAGACCUUCGACUCCCGGAUCCAGGGUGGUGUUCUCGGUAACGGAAUCACCUGUGUUCUCGCCGGUUUGAUGACCAUUUCCCCCAUGUCCGUCUUUGCCCAGAACAACGGUGUGAUCGCGCUCACCAAAUGUGCGAACCGGAAUGCCGGUUACUGCUGCUGUUUCUUCCUGAUUGUCAUGGGUCUGUUUGCGAAAUUCGCUGCUGCCCUCGUUUCAAUCCCAGACGCUGUCCUUGGUGGUAUGACGACUUUCCUGUUCAGCAGUGUCGCUAUCUCGGGUGUUCGCAUCAUUUCCACUAUCGACUUUAACCGUCGCAACCGCUUUGUCCUGACCGCUAGCUUUGCGUUGGGUAUGGGUAUCACCCUUGUUCCGUCGUGGUGGAGUUACUUCUUCUCCUACUCUGGUGACAACCAUGCUUUGGAGGGUCUUCUCAACGCUGUUGACUUGGUGAUGACCAACGGUUUCGCGGUCACUGCCCUUGUGGGUGUGAUUUUGAACCUCCUCCUUCCUGCUGAGCCAGAUGAGACCCCUGUUUUGGAGUCGGAGGAUGAUGUGGUUGAGCAGACUGUGCCCACAACUUCUGGAAAGUUGGAGACUCCUGCAUAA
Penicillium odoratum is the source of this 1716-nucleotide messenger RNA. RefSeq names its product nucleobase:cation symporter-2 family protein. The transcript has 3 exons. Gene Ontology annotation, cellular component: membrane; fungal-type vacuole. Gene Ontology annotation, molecular function: xanthine transmembrane transporter activity. The record is from RefSeq and is a predicted model, not a curated record. Gene Ontology annotation, biological process: transmembrane transport; xanthine transport. Lineage: Eukaryota; Fungi; Ascomycota; Eurotiomycetes; Eurotiales; Aspergillaceae. Bases 1 to 1716 code for a protein of 571 amino acids.